Messenger RNA from Lates calcarifer (barramundi perch), 2341 nucleotides. RefSeq names its product SNW domain containing 1 (gene snw1). Gene Ontology annotation, biological process: mRNA splicing, via spliceosome. The record is from RefSeq and is a predicted model, not a curated record. Bases 48 to 1643 code for a protein of 531 amino acids. The transcript has 14 exons. NCBI's taxonomy places the organism in Eukaryota, Metazoa, Chordata, Actinopteri, Centropomidae. Gene Ontology annotation, cellular component: spliceosomal complex.
GGUGGCAUUGCUCAUGCGCAGUUUUUUGCUAGGGAAGAAAGGGGAAAAUGUCUCUGGCGAGCUUUUUACCGGCGCCGACCCAGCUGUCUCAAGACCAGCUGGAGGCAGAGGAGAGGCUCCGGGCCCAGAAGUCCUACUCCACUGCCCUGGUUUCGUCCCACAGAGAGCCCCCUCCUUACGGACACAGAAAAGGCUGGGUGCCCCGUUCACUCGAGGACUUUGGAGAUGGAGGAGCUUUCCCAGAGAUCCAUGUGGCCCAGUUUCCUCUGGAGAUGGGCAGGAAGAAGAAGACAUCCAAUGCUCUGGCAGUGCAGGUGGAUGCAGAAGGGAAGAUCAAAUAUGAUGCCAUCGCUAGACAAGGACAGGGCAAGGAUAAGGUGGUCUUCAGUAAAUACACAGACCUUCUUCCAAAGGAAGUUCUAAAUGAAGAUAGUUCAGAGCUACAGAGGCCUGAUGAGGAGGCCGUCAAAGAGCUUACAGAGAAGACUCGUGCUGCCCUGGAAAAGCAGGUGUCUCAGAAGAUUGCUGCUGCCAUGCCUGUAAGAGCUGCAGACAAACAGGCUCCUGCACAGUAUAUCAGAUACACUCCAUCCCAGCAGGGAGUAGCUUUUAACUCAGGGGCCAAACAGAGGGUGAUCCGUAUGGUGGAAAUGCAGAAAGACCCCAUGGAACCUCCACGUUUCAAGAUCAACAAGAAGAUUCCUCGUGGACCACCCUCUCCUCCUGCCCCUGUCAUGCAUUCUCCAAGCAGAAAGAUGACUGUCAAGGAGCAGCAGGAGUGGAAGAUUCCUCCAUGCAUCUCCAACUGGAAGAAUGCUAAGGGCUACACCAUUCCUCUUGAUAAACGUCUGGCAGCUGAUGGUAGAGGGCUGCAAACAGUUCACAUCAAUGAAAACUUUGCCAAGCUGGCUGAGGCACUCUACAUCGCUGAUAGAAAGGCCAGAGAGGCAGUGGAGAUGAGAGCCCAGGUAGAGAAGAAGAUGGCCCAGAAGGAGAAGGAGAAGAAAGAGGAGAAACUGAGGGAGCUGGCCCAAAUGGCUCGAGACCGGAGGGCAGGGAUCAAAACAGGUGGCGAGGACAGCGAGGCCAGGGAGCGUGACGAGAUCCGCCAUGACAGAAGGAAAGAGAGACAGCACGACAGGAACAUUUCCAGGGCUGCUCCCGAUAAGAGGUCCAAGCUGAGAGACCAGGAGAGAGACAUCAGCGAGCUCAUUGCCCUGGGCAUGCCCAACCCUCGUUCCUCCAGUGAGGCCCAGUACGACCAGAGACUCUUCAAUCAGAGCAAGGGUAUGGACAGUGGUUUUGCUGGCGGUGAGGACGAGACAUACAACGUGUACGACCAGCCAUUCCGCAGCGGCAGAGACAUGGCUUCAAACAUCUACAGGCCCAGCAAGAAUAUAGACAAGGACGCCUACGCAGAUGAUCUUGAUUCACUCAUGCACAACAGCCGGUUUGCUCCAGGCAAAGAGUUCUCCGGUGCUGACCAUGGGCAGAGGCGGGAAGGACCAGUCCAGUUUGAGGAGGAUCCCUUUGGUCUGGACAAGUUCUUGGAGGAGGCCAAGCAGCAUGGCGGCUCCAAGAGACCAUCCACCAGCAGCCGCUCAAAGGAUGACUACCACGACAAGAAACGCAGGAAGGAGUGAGAGCACACCGGCACAGAGUCCACUCAGGACAGUUGAUAGCAUGUUUGAGGAUGAGGAGCUAGUCUGCACCAUCUCAGUGCUCAAGAGGGGUUUUAAUAUAAUCAAGUCUCUAUCAGGAAUGAGUCUGAUUUGAUUUUUUUUUUUUUUUAUUUUGUGAAAGAUGCUCUUUAUCUUUCCUUUUUUUUGUUUUACAUUUUUUGUUUACUCAGCCCUGUACAGAACAUGUUGAGCGCUCUUGCUAGAUAUAACAUGAAUAAACAUGUUAAAUAAAAAGCAAGUAGAGCUGAAACAAUAGUUAUGUAUGAAAUCUGCCUCUGUGUCUGGAAACGUCUCCUUGUAUGGUGCAGCUGAUGUCAUUUCAGAUCUAGACGGUAAUAUUUGGUAAUAUCUGGGCCCAGGAAAUAUGUAGUUUUUAGACAUUAAGUGUUUUUUUUAUACGUGUAUACAGACCCAACCAGAAACUAAGCAGGAAGUGUUCGUAUUUACCUUUGUCUCAUUUGUCCCCACAUUUUCCCGUUUUGAGUUUUUGUCAGCUGUGUUUUAUUUAAGCCCCCAGUGUAUUUCUGAGCACAGUUACAGCCCGUAUUUGAUGGCGGAUAUGUACAGUGAUAUAAACUUAAUCUGUAAGAUGUAAAGCAAGUCAGCUUUAUAAUUCUUGUACAGUACUACCAAUGGAAUAAAUUUCAUAUAGUGUGUAA